Molecule: messenger RNA, 3144 nt
Organism: Sardina pilchardus (European sardine)
Lineage: Eukaryota; Metazoa; Chordata; Actinopteri; Clupeiformes; Clupeidae
Gene: tha1
Product: threonine aldolase 1
Exons: 7
Coding region: 58-1335 (425 amino acids)
Biological process (GO): glycine biosynthetic process; L-threonine catabolic process
Cellular component (GO): cytosol
Molecular function (GO): L-allo-threonine aldolase activity
Source: RefSeq, a predicted model, not a curated record
UCUACAUGAAACAACAACGCAGGUGCUAGUCACGUUAUUUCUUUUCUCACCUAAAAUAUGACGUCCACGGCCUUAUCGACACCUACUCGUUCAUUCCUGCACUAUCUAAGUCGCCGCGUGAACCCAUUCAAACAUCGCCAUCAUCAAGCUGGAGUAACACACUUAGUAAGGUGUUAUUAUGAAUCUGGAAAACCCGCUACUGGGUAUCAGGCAGAAUCUGCCCGGACCAUAGAUCUACGGAGCGAUACCGUCACAAAACCUGGACCGCUGAUGCGACGCGCCAUGUCAGAGGCCAAGGUUGGGGACGAUGUAUUUGGCGAAGACCCUACUGUCAACGAGCUACAGAGGCAGGCGGCAGAGCUCUUUGGUAUGGAGUCAGCCCUCUUCUGUCCUACUGGAACUAUGAGCAAUCUGAUAGCAGUCAUGGUUCACUGUCGAGAGAGAGGCGAUGAGAUGAUCGUGGGGGACCUGUCUCACCUGCACAUCUAUGAGCAGGGAGGCAGCGCAACGCUUGCUGGGGUCCACUCCACAACCGUGACCAACUUUGCGGACGGUACCUUUGACCUGGACCAGCUGGAGUCCAAGAUCCGCCACGGCUACCCGGACGCGCACUACCCGCGCUCCCGCCUAGUGUGUGUGGAGAACACGCACAACAUCCAGGGGGGCCGCGUGCUGCCCCUGGCCUUCCUGAAGGAGUUGCGGUCUCUCGCGGACAAGUAUGGCCUGAUGGUGCACAUGGACGGGGCUCGUGUGAUGAAUGCGGCGGUCACCCUGGGCGUUCCACCAUCCGCCAUCCUGCAGCACUGCCACACAGUUAGCGUCUGCCUGUCCAAGGGCCUGGGGGCACCAGUUGGCACUAUGUUGGGUGGACCCCAGGAUUUUGUGAAACAGGCGGUGCGUGCCCGCAAGGCUCUGGGUGGUGGAAUGAGGCAGGCGGGCAUCUUGGCAGCCGCUGGGAAGCUUGCACUGUCCGACAUGGUGGGUAGACUGCAGGAGGACCACCGCAAUGCCAGGAGCUUUGCACAAGCCCUGCUGCAGUGUGACUCUCCAGUCUACCAGGUGGACCUUGCUACCGUAGAGACGAACAUUGUGCGCUUCCGCGUGUGUGCGGAGGGCGUGAGCCCUGCGGAGCUGUGCGCGCGGGCGGCGGCCGUGUCCGAGGACGAGGAGCGGGUGCUGGGCCAGGGUGUGCGGGUACUCAUGUUCCCGCACGUCGCCGGUUCGGUGAGGGCUGUGUGGCACGUGGGCAUCUCCGAGGAGGACACACAGCUCGCUGUCCAGAAGAUGCAGUUUGUAGCCCAACAGCUGACCAGAGAGAGGGCCAGGGCCCAUUAAGUCCCCCCCCCCCCCUCCGACACACACACAUCCACACACACACACACCACCACCACUACCACAACCAGUAUCACUACUACAACUGGGAGAUGAAUUGGCGAGACACCGAAGAGCUGGACUUUGUCUAUGUAAAUAGGCAAUCCUGCACAUUAUUUACCAGUAGCAGAGAUUCCCUCGUUUUAUCGUUUUAUCUUUCUAAGUGCUCGUGGCCCUUGAGCUUAGAGAUCGGCAAUCAGCCUAAUUAACCGCCAGCCUCCUCAGAGGGCAGCGCGGGUAGCGAUGACGCUGGUGGGAAUGGGGAACAAUUACGGAGAGGUUUGAAGCAUCUUUUGAUGCAAUAUCUUCUAUUCAGAGCUAAGCCUGCGGAUAUCCGCUGCCGAGAAUUGUUCCCAGAUGCAACCAUCAGACCAGCGCGUUUCUCCUCAGGGGAAGUGUACACGUACAGUGCACAUUUCUGUUCACGUUUCAGUGAUAACAAUUUCGGUGGAAACUGACGCAAUGCUGCUGCUGCAAAACCAUAUUGUUUUAAGCGCUCCCUCAUUUUUAAACACUAACCAAAUGCCUGACAUGAUAUCAAAUGUGAUUUUAGGUUUUCAGAAACAGUUUUGCUUUGUUUUGUGUACUUGACUAAUGUUUGCAAUUAAUUAUUAUAAUAUGGUGAUUGAGCUGUUAUAUGAAGAUGCUCUGUUCAGUGGCCUAUGCAAGGUAUAACCUGCUAUUGGAAUUCAAUCUGAUCAAGAAAUAUGUCCAAUAUAAUGUGAAAUGAAAACAAAUCCUUUCCUGCCAUUUUUAUUAGGUUUAGGUUGGAUCAAUAAUACUUAAUUUAACAUUGCUGUUUCAGACAUUUUCUUGGUUUGUUUGUUGGACACAGAGUGGUGGAUGUCUAAAAAUAAUUUUCGGGUUGAACUUGGCAGGAGUUCUACUUGACAACUGAUUGUUGCAGCAAAAAGCAAAAAAUCAGUCAGUCUGACAAUAAACAAAAGUCAGUCAUGCUGUGUUCUUUCUUUAGGUUUGUUGUCUAUUGCCUGACUGACAGGGGGAUUCAACUAUGUGUGUGAGAGUAUAUCCUUGGCUAAGGCCUUAUGGCAGACACCACUGAGAAGUAUUGUCAUGGUGACCAAAUAGAUCUCAUUUGCUCCUGCAAAGUGAUUGUGUAUAACCUGUCUGUCUCCACAAGCCAGGCCUUGAGAAAUAUACAUGACAAUUAGACACCAACUGAGCUCUGAGAAAGUCCGCUGGAUGAUAGGCUGUAGGACAGAAGAGAUAACAUUGAAACAUCAGCCAUGCCUUUAGAAACUGUCUAUUGAAACAGUGAUCUGGAAAAUUGCCACUUUACUGAGAGAGAAAAACAAAUGGAUAGGACUACAUUCUUGAAGUAGAGAUGCUUAAGAUUAACUACUACUUUGUCUUAUCCUUUUGUCCAGCAUCGCUGCAUUACAUUACAUGUUUAUUGACUGAAAUGGGUUUGUAUUGACAGAAUCUCAUGUUAUGUUUUCAACUUCAAUAUCAUCUCACAGCAAAUUACAGUAUUUUGAAUGGGCACAGAAAAUCCAUUCAAUCAAGCGUUCAACUGGGAGACUCUCACUAAUCAAGGUCCUUGUUUGAAAAGAUAAUAAUCAAUGACCUUCCAUUUAAAUGGAAAAGUGGAAACAGAAAGUAAAAAAAAAUAUUUUCCAACAGGUAGGCUUUUCACCUGAACCUUCUUUUGAAGUGAAGGAAGAUCACAAUCAAAUAUUAAACUCAUAUUUUGCUUCCAGGGCAUGAAUUGCAAUGGAUAUAGUUCUCUAAAUAAAUAUUUGAAGUCUGAUA